AUGGCGAGUGCUACGGGUGUUCCGGAGCGUUUUCCCUCAAUCGAGGGUCUAUCUGCUAGAGAAACCGAGCCUCUGCUUGGACGCCCCGGCGAUGCUGCGCAAGAAGAUGGUGUACCCUUUGCUAAAAACCUUGUGCUUGGUACUGGAAUAGUCGCCCAGUUGGGUGUUGUUCUACUCACUAUUCUGAUCUGGGCAAGCGUUCUCUCCAAGCCCUUGAUCCUCUUCUCAGCCCACCCACUGCUUCAAUCGCUUGCUGUCCUCACCUUGGCACAGUCUGUUCUGAGCUUACAGCCUACGCAUACAGCUGACCAGAAGCGCACUGGACAGCGCGUACACGCCAUCCUCAACCUUGUGGCCUUUUUGAUGCUUGUAGCUGGCGUAACCAUUAUUGAGUACAACAAGUUCUCGAACAACGGCCCUCACUUUCACUCCGUCCACGGCUACCUUGGCGUCAUCACUUCUGUCAUCCUCCUUCUCCAGUAUGGCGUUGGCUUCACCAUGUGGGCUACCCCAGCUUUGUAUGGAGGCGAGAACAAUGCCAAGGCUGUCUGGAAGUACCACCGCUGGAGCGGAUACACAAUCUUUGUUCUCCUUCUGGCUACCGUGGUCAGCGCUGUUGAGACCGACUUCAAUCACAACGUGCUGAAGAUGAAACUCUGGGCCGUUAUCUUGCUGUCUGUCAUAAUUCUGGUGGGAGUCGUUCCCCGGAUCCAGAAGCAAAAGCUUGGUUUUCGAGGCCCUACCACAACUUGA
Messenger RNA from Fusarium sp. VM40, 753 nucleotides. The record is from the annotation of a GenBank genome assembly. Lineage: Eukaryota; Fungi; Ascomycota; Sordariomycetes; Hypocreales; Nectriaceae.